GGGCGAAUCCUCCGCUAGUACGGAGACGACCGGGCUCUCAAGAUGGCGGCCCCAUGCGGAAACAGCCCCAGGGAGCAGCCAUGUUGUUUCCUGAACAAAGCCUCUGAAGAUGCGGAACGGGCAAAACCGCCCCGUACGGAACAACGCAGCCUAGGGAGCCUGGUGGUGUGCUCCCGGACAGGAAGCAGGAGAGUUUGCCAAUAUGGAUGUGACAGCGGUUCCCAUUAUGCUGUGAUGGGGGUUUUGGGACCUGAUAAUCCAGCUGGGAGUCAGAGGCGGGAUGUGUGCGGUGAAGGAUCUCUUUUGAUAUAGCCUGGGAUACUCCCUAUAAAAUAAUCUCUCUAUCAUGGGAGCCCCCACUUCCUCUGGGCUAGUUCAGCUCUGUCUGCAUGACUUGUCCUGGGACUGAGGAAAGUUUACCAGUCAUCUGGCCUUUUGGAAAAGAGCAAAAAAUGAUGAAGUCCCAGGGGUUAGUAUCAUUCAAGGAUGUGGCUGUGGAUUUCACCCAGGAGGAGUGGCAGCAACUUGACCCUGCUCAGAGGACCCUGUACAGGGAUGUGAUGCUGGAGAACUACAGCCACCUGGUCUCAAUGGGGUAUCCAGUUUCUAAACCAGAUGUCAUCUCCAAGUUGGAACAAGGAGAAGAGCCAUGGAUCAUAAAGAGAGACAUAUCAAAUUGGAUCUAUCCAGAUGAAUAUCAGGCAGAUGGGAGACAAGGGAAGUAAAAUAUCAAUUUAUGUGUAUUUUUUUAAUUGAUUGGUGCCUGAGGUUUAUGUUUCUAUCCUUAUCGAAAUCUCCUAUUCUUUGCUUCUAUGCUGAGAAUUUAGUAGUCACUCAACAAGUAAUUGUGGAGCCUUUCAGAGGAGUCCUAUUUUUUGUUGAUCCUGUCUCGUGUGUGUAUAUAUAUAUUUAUAUUUACUGUCUUUUCUGAAAGAGUUUUAAAGGCAAUAAAAGGCAAAUUCCUUUUAAGAACAUAAGCUGUACUUUAAAAGGCAAGAUUCCCAGGUAAAUGACUGUACUAAAUUAAAUGUCAAAUGCAGUUACUGUUUUAAAAGUUCAGAGAAAAUUAGAGUCUAAAGAGAUGUGGGAGUAUUUGAGAGACAUUUUUUAGAGCAUGCAACUGUAACUGCUCUGAAUGACAUAAAUGCUGCUGAGGCUAAAGGAAGAGGGUGAAGGCAAGCAAACAGUGUUGGAGAGAGUAUAUGAACAAAACUAGGGUCAGGAAGAUAUAGCUUUUCUGGGAGAACUUUACUAGUUUUACUUGACAUGUAUAGAAAGUAGUUUAUUGGGAGUAGUGGAAUUUACAUCUGUAUUCUCCGUUUGACUCUGAUACUGAAUCUGCAGCAGGAUAUUGAAUUUUUCCAUUAUUUGUGUUAGUUGUUAGGAAAAUAGAUGGAAGAGAGUUAAAGUAUUUUGUAUACAGAAGAUACCUUGUUUCUUUAGAGUGAUGGUAGGAUAAUAAAAAUGUGUAGCACAUGGUUUAUAAUACAAAUGAAAUUAAAAAGUGAAAAGGGGUUUCUAUUUAGAAAGCAGAAGUGAAAGAUGCUAAAAGAAUAAUAAAAAGGCAGUGAUGAGACCCCUGACACUUUUUCAUUGCUUUUAAGUUUAGUUUUUACAUGAAUAUUUCUGUUUAACAUUCUUGUCUAUCUCUUCACCUGAUAACACUAUAUGCUGUACUGUCUUCUGAGAUGACCUGUUUCCAUCCUUUUUUGAAGAGUAACCUUCACAACUCCCAGUCAUGUAUUUUGGGGACAGUUUCCUUCCAUCAUAAGAUACUGAAAGGAGUCACAAAGGAUGGUUCAUUGUGCUCCAUUUUAAAAGUCUGUCAAGGUGAUGGUCAGCUGCAGAGAAUUCUAGAGAAUCAAGACAAACUCUUCAGGCAGGUCACAUUUGUUAACAGCAAAACAGUGACUGAGACAUCAGGGCAUAAAUAUAAUCCACUGGGGAAAAUAUUUCAAGAGUGCAUAGAAGCAGGUACAUCAAUACAGAGAUUCCAUAAAUAUGAUGCUUUGAAAAAGAACUUAAAACCAAAUAUUGACCUACCGAGUUGUUAUAAGAGCAAUUCAAGAAAAAAAAUUGAUCAGAGUUUUGGAGGUAGGAAAUCAUCUAGCCAGAGUGAGCCCAAUUCUAAUCUUGAGAAGAUUCACAAUGGAGUAAUACCUUUUGAUGAUAAUCAGUAUGGAAACGUUUUUAGAAAUACACAAUCCCUUAUUCAGUAUCAGAAUGUGGAAACUAAAGAGAAAACUUGUGUAUGUGUUACAUGUGGAAAAGCCUUUGCUAAGAAGUCACAGCUCAUUGUACAUCAAAGAAUUCAUACUGGAAAGAAACCAUAUGAUUGUGGUGCAUGCGGAAAAGCCUUCAGUGAGAAGUUUCAUCUUGUUGUACAUCAGAGAACUCAUACUGGGGAGAAACCUUAUGAUUGUUCUGAAUGUGGAAAAGCCUUCUCUCAGAAAUCAUCCCUUAUUAUACAUCAGAGAGUUCACACUGGGGAAAAACCCUAUGAAUGUAGUGAAUGCGGGAAAGCCUUCUCCCAGAAAUCACCCCUCAUUAUACAUCAGAGAAUACAUACUGGGGAAAAACCCUAUGAAUGUAGAGAGUGUGGGAAGGCCUUUUCCCAGAAGUCACAGCUGAUUAUACACCAUAGAGCUCAUACUGGAGAGAAACCAUAUGAGUGUACCGAAUGUGGGAAAGCCUUCUGUGAGAAGUCCCACCUCAUUAUACAUAAAAGAAUUCACACUGGUGAGAAACCCUACAAAUGUGCUCAAUGUGAGGAAGCCUUCAGCAGGAAGACAGAACUCAUUACACAUCAGUUAGUUCAUACUGGGGAAAAACCUUAUGAAUGUACUGAAUGUGGGAAGACAUUCUCCCGCAAAUCACAGCUCAUCAUACAUCAGAGAACACAUACUGGAGAAAAACCCUAUAAGUGUAGUGAAUGUGGCAAAGCCUUCUGCCAGAAGUCACAUCUCAUUGGACAUCAGAGAAUUCACACAGGAGAAAAACCUUAUAUAUGUACUGAAUGUGGGAAAGCCUUCUCUCAGAAGUCUCACCUUCCGGGACACCAGCGAAUUCAUACAGGAGAGAAACCUUACAUAUGUGCUGAAUGUGGAAAGGCCUUUUCUCAGAAGUCAGACCUUGUUUUACAUCAGAGGAUUCAUACUGGGGAAAGACCCUAUCAAUGUGCUAUAUGUGGGAAGGCCUUCAUCCAGAAGUCACAACUAACUGUACACCAGAGAAUUCAUACAGUGGUAAAAUCAUAAUGAACUGGCCACAGAAAAGCCUUAGAAUUAGCUCAAGCCUUAAUAAUUACUAGAAACCCAAUUAAUUUGAUAAGCUUGGGGACAAUAUCCCAAUAGAUAAAAAUUUUUAAGGGAAUCUGUUUCUAGUUUGGUGAUGCCUAACUUUUCCAGCAAAGAUGAUGGAAAAUAGUUAUGUAAAUGAAGAACAUUUUUAAUAUGGCAUGUAAAGAUUUUAAAGUUAUGAACUCAGUGAUCAGUGCAGCAAGUUAAGCAUACAGAAUAUUGUCAAGUUGCAUAUUCCUUAUACUACAUUAUGAUAAUCAGCCAUUGUGAAACUGCUAAUAUUAACUUGGCAUAAUUAUGGCCAUAAAGUAAUUUUCUAUAAAAGACAUGGAAGAAAACUUGAGUAAACAACAAAAUAAAACCUAUACGCUAUUUUAAGAAGGGGCUUGAGCAUGACCCCUAAAGCUACAUGUAAAGGUCUUGUACAGAAAAUGGAACGAUAGGUUGAUCAGAUUCAGUAAAGUUGAUCUGUAUGCAUUUUCCCAUCUCAAGCAUAUAAGUUGACCUGCUUCUCUGGAAGGACCUUGAGAUUGAUGCAUUUUGAGCAGGUCUCCCUUUUAUUCUUCCCAACUGGGAACUUGGAGCUGAAAAACAUUGGCACUGAGGCCAGAUGGUCUUGGGUUUAAUCCUGGCUCAGUGACUCACAGAUUGUGUGACUUGAGGCAAACAUACUUCCCCUGAGUAUUUUUUAUCCGUAAGUACAAAUACAAUGCAGAGCUCAUUUUCAGUUAAUAUUAGUACUUUUUAAAUCUUUACUCUCUAUCUUGAAGCAUUAGAUGCUAAGACUAAUGUGUAAAAACCACAUCUGAACUUGCUUUUCCCUCUGGACACUCUGCUUUUGAUUAUUCAUCCCUAUUAGUGGCUCAUUUUACUGUCUUCUGAUCCUGGUGGCCUUAUUUUUACUAUGUUAAGGUUAUGUUUUUUAAUACUUGCAUUUAUUUUCAUAUACUUAUAUAAACCAUGGUGAUUGCACAUAAA
Molecule: messenger RNA, 4277 nt
Organism: Rhinopithecus roxellana (golden snub-nosed monkey)
Lineage: Eukaryota; Metazoa; Chordata; Mammalia; Primates; Cercopithecidae
Gene: ZNF300
Product: zinc finger protein 300
Exons: 6
Coding region: 1689-3257 (522 amino acids)
Biological process (GO): regulation of transcription by RNA polymerase II; central nervous system development
Cellular component (GO): nucleus
Molecular function (GO): RNA polymerase II cis-regulatory region sequence-specific DNA binding; DNA-binding transcription factor activity, RNA polymerase II-specific
Source: RefSeq, a predicted model, not a curated record